This is a messenger RNA of Salvelinus namaycush (lake trout), 841 nucleotides long. Its product is annotated as apoptosis-associated speck-like protein containing a CARD. Lineage: Eukaryota; Metazoa; Chordata; Actinopteri; Salmoniformes; Salmonidae. The coding region runs from base 94 to 702 and encodes 202 amino acids. The transcript has 3 exons. The record is from RefSeq and is a predicted model, not a curated record. Gene Ontology annotation, biological process: regulation of apoptotic process; innate immune response; inflammatory response.
GAAUUGUACAGUAUCUUGAAAAGACAGUCAGUAGCUUAUUAGACAACAGAAUAGAAGGCACGUAGCUUAAUGUUACAAAACCUUGUGUAAAAUAUGUCGAAAACCGUUGGCGAUAUAUUACUUGGAGUCCUUGAUGACUUGGGAGAGGCUGAAUUGAAGAAGUUCAGACGUAAACUCUGUGACCGUAAGCAGGAGCCAAAAGUUCGCAAGGGCAUUGUUGAGAAAGCGGACCCAGUGGAUUUGGUAGACAUUCUGACCCGUACUUUCACUGAAGACGGCGCUGUGAAUGUGGCUAUAGAGGUCUUGGCGGCAAUUAACUGCGAGGAUGUCGCAAAGGAACUGACGGAAUUCAAGAAAUCCUAUUUUACAGCUCAAGGAUCUUGCGUAUCAUCGGGUGAUAGAAUGGCAAGUGCAACUGGACCAAAGAAGAUGAACAAAGAUAAACACUUUGUGGACCAUCACCGGACGGCCCUGAUCAACAGAGUGAGCCAGCUGGAUCCCAUAUUGGAUAGACUCCUGGACUGGGACAUCAUCACCCCAAACACCUACAGUGACGUGAAGGCUAACAGAACCACCCAGAACAGGAUGAGGGAGCUCUACGAUGGUCCUCUGAAAGCAUGUGGGCCCAAAGGCAAAGAUAUAUUCUUAGAUAUCCUGAUGGAGCUGGAGCCAUUCCUAAUCAGCGACCUGAAGGGGGAAUAGUGGAGAUAGGGGCCAUUCAAUUUUUUUUUAAAGCAAGCGACAAAUGUGAUGAUAAUAAUGUCCACUUUUACAGUACAUUCUUAAAUUGGAAAAAUGAAUUGUCUCCAAAGUUUGCAAUAAAUUAACACAUUUUAUAUUG